CAUAGAAAACGGCGCCGGUGCUCUUUUCGAAGUCGUUUUUUUAUUUUUUGAAGUAAAAAUGACUACUAUUAAAGUAAAAAACGAACAAGAAAUCAUCAAGAAACUCUCAUCUUAUGUAGAAAAGAUAUCAAAUGACGCUAUCGUAAACAGAGGACGAUUUUAUAUUGGGUUAUCAGGUGGAUCAGUAGUCAAAUAUCUAUGUGAAGGUCUUCCUCAAGUUAAAACAGACUGGUCAAAGUGGACACUAGCAUUUUGUGAUGAAAGAAUAGUACCGGAAGAUAAUGAUGACUCCACCUUCGGUUGUUACGAGCGAAUGUUGAUACCUAAAACUAAAUUGACUAGAAACCAAUUUGUUGUAUUAAAGCAAGGUGUCACUGCUAAGGAAGCAGCAAAAGAUUACACAGAACAAUUGAAAGAAGCAUUUAAAAGUGACAAUUUUAAAUUCGACCUGUUACUAUUGGGCAUGGGACCUGACGGGCAUACCUGCUCCUUGUUCCCUGGUCAUCCACUCCUGGAUGAAGUUGAUCUGAAGGUUGCAGUAAUCACCGAUUCUCCUAAACCACCUCCGGCCAGAAUAACAUUAACCUAUCCAGUUAUUAACAAAGCUAGGAACUGUAUAUUUGCUUGCAGUGGAGCCGGAAAAGCUGAGAUGCUUAAACGUAUAUUAAUAAAUAAAGAAGAUCUGCCGGCUGCGAGAGUACAACCGAAAGAAGGCUCCGUUUAUUGGUUAGUUGAUGAAUCAGCCGCACAACUUCUAUAGAAAUGUUUUCUUAUGUUAUAUGCUGGAAGUAUGACAUUGUGUUAACUGUUGAAUCAUUAUAUACAAAAUGUAUUUCAUAUUUGAAGACAUUCUUUAGAAUUAUCCAAGUUUAUUCCACUACAGAAAUAGAUUUAUAAAUAUCUCUGUUUUGUUCAAAUUGAAUGAACAGAUGACAAUAUUUUUUUAAAUGUCAUUGAUC
Molecule: messenger RNA, 959 nt
Organism: Papilio polytes (common Mormon)
Lineage: Eukaryota; Metazoa; Arthropoda; Insecta; Lepidoptera; Papilionidae
Gene: 6pgl
Product: 6-phosphogluconolactonase
Exons: 4
Coding region: 59-760 (233 amino acids)
Biological process (GO): carbohydrate metabolic process; pentose-phosphate shunt
Molecular function (GO): 6-phosphogluconolactonase activity
Source: RefSeq, a predicted model, not a curated record